AUGACAGACCUUCCACCACCCGACUAUUCGGACCUGGAUCUGCCUUCGUACGAUACGCUGAUCAGCGCUCCCACUCCCGCUACAGCCGCUGUAAACCCCACUACUAAAUCCGUCCUCGGUCCUGCAACACUUUACAUAUCCGGGCGCUUCGUCUAUUCAACCGACCCCCAAGCACCACCUCUAUACGAGUUCUCUCACUCUAUAGGCUACCUCCACGAUCAUGACCGCAGCGUGAAAGUCGAGCGCGUUGACUCGGUCAUCAAGACCUCGGCCGGUCUUCCUCAAGUCGCUCUAAAAAACCGCCACCUCUUCGAUCUCAAGCAUCCAACCGCCGCCGAGUUCCCUACGUUUCCCUACCAUGCAGAAGUCGCUACACGUCGAGCCCUGUGCUCCUUUGGAGUCUCAUACUUCCGCUCUGGUAACAUUUUGCGUCAGAAGAAAGGAUUCCGAUUCGACCGCGCGGUAAAGGGCACAGAGCGCAAACUAGAGCCUCGGGACAUGUUGUUCGAAGCUUCCUCUUCACGAAGUAAAGACGUAGGAUACGAGUGGAGAGAUGCGCAGGGGGAGUUGAUAGCGCGAGAAGUUGAGGACGAGAGAACCAGCAUGAGCUUGGUAAUUACAGCCGAGAUGAGCGUUGAACUGCGCGAUGCCCUCGUUGCGGCCUGGAUACUACGGAUAUGGUACGAGUUGUCCAAGGGAAACAACUCGGCCACGCGCUUGAUGAAGAACUGA
This is a messenger RNA of Fusarium pseudograminearum CS3096, 732 nucleotides long. RefSeq lists its product as uncharacterized. The transcript has 2 exons. The coding region runs from base 1 to 732 and encodes 243 amino acids. The record is from RefSeq and is a predicted model, not a curated record. Lineage: Eukaryota; Fungi; Ascomycota; Sordariomycetes; Hypocreales; Nectriaceae.